AUGAGUACCACAAGAACACCGAGCCAUCGAUCGGGAAAGCCUGUCAAGCUAAGGGCGACCUGUGAUUUCUGUGCCCUGUCGAAAGUGAAAUGCGACCGUGGCCAGCCGCAUUGCGUACGGUGCACCAGGAGCGGUAUUCACUGCAACUAUAGUGAGUCCCGUCGCAUUGGCAAGGCCUGGCACCACUGCGCAUCUUCGACUGUGAGGUCUACUAGCUCUACCAUGCAAGAUACCCGGCCAAAGCAGCAGGCGAUGGCGCAAAAUCCACAAAGGGGGGACAGCCCCGGAGAUAGUCGACCCCCCAGCGCAGCCAACGGCGCCAUGUCGCCAUAUGAUCCUUAUCAGUCAUCUAAUUAUGCGACGCCCUUCAGCAUUUUCCAUACCCUGCCUUACACGGGUCCCGAGUCAACGAUACGAUCCCAAACUCACCCUGAGUUAUACCCGAGUGCCGAUGGAGCGGUGGCACCAGUCCUUCGCAGCCCUGAGUCAGCUGACAUGUCUCUUCCUGAUAUCCCACACAUGGCUCAAUUACGAACAAAUGAUAUGACAAAGGAAUGCCCAUGGAAUUUACAUUACAACCAAUCGUGGAGUGCGAUGAUCGCAGAACCUACUACCGAUAUCGGGGAUGUUGAAGACUGCAUUACACGCGCGGCCGCCGUCUUGCAGACGGUGCGUGACCCGCGGAUACCCUGUAUGCGAUCGAACACGCCCCCCCUGAAUCAUAUACAGUCGUUGGAUGCGACCCUUGAUGACGGUCGUACGGCAAUGAACACAGUGAAGGGGAUCCUAGGCUGCCCCUGUGCUCAAGGAAUACGCGUCGCUCUGUUGCUGGUCCUUAUCAUUCAGCAAGUUAUGGAUUCCUAUCAAACACUCCUGACCCGGCAACAUGAUACGCACCGAGAUGAGUCGCCGUUGAGCAUGAGUCUGUCUACCUACGAUGCCCCGAUGGCUAUCGGUCGAUACCUCCUAGAUAGUGACUUACGUUCAAAAAUCAUUGUCCAGGUUCUUUCGUCUGAACUUGACAAAAUCGGAUCGAUUCUGGACAUCCUGACCCAGCAUGCUCAAGGCAUGUCUCAUCGGCCCGAUGCGUUGAUCUUGGGGACCUAUAUUGACUCCUUGCAAGCGACAAGAGAAAAGGCUCUAGAGUUGCUUCAGCAGGGGAAUGAGUUUUAG
This is a messenger RNA of Aspergillus pseudotamarii, 1173 nucleotides long. RefSeq lists its product as uncharacterized. NCBI's taxonomy places the organism in Eukaryota, Fungi, Ascomycota, Eurotiomycetes, Eurotiales, Aspergillaceae. Gene Ontology annotation, molecular function: DNA binding; DNA-binding transcription factor activity, RNA polymerase II-specific; zinc ion binding. Gene Ontology annotation, biological process: aflatoxin biosynthetic process; regulation of DNA-templated transcription. Gene Ontology annotation, cellular component: nucleus. The record is from RefSeq and is a predicted model, not a curated record. The transcript has a single exon. The coding region runs from base 1 to 1173 and encodes 390 amino acids.